Molecule: messenger RNA, 1202 nt
Organism: Annulohypoxylon maeteangense
Lineage: Eukaryota; Fungi; Ascomycota; Sordariomycetes; Xylariales; Hypoxylaceae
Exons: 5
Coding region: 170-1045 (291 amino acids)
Molecular function (GO): catalytic activity
Source: RefSeq, a predicted model, not a curated record
CACUUGUUUCAAUGAAGACAUAUAAUAGACACGGCGUACCCGAUAUAUUACACAGAUCCGAAUCUAGAAUAUCUUGCUUUUAUAUAACCUGAAUCUUACUCAUCUUCAACUAUUCUCCCAAGUUUGAUCCAAAUCUCAUUCACAUCUCACACGCCUUGAAAAUAAAACAAUGCCGGCCUUCAACCGACUAAUCCGUUUCCUCGCCAAGAAUGGCCAAACAUACUACGGAGACGCCAUUCUACCCGCGGGUGUAACAGACAUUGCCAAAGUGAAGAAAGCAAAAGUUAUCAAGGGAGAUAUUUUUGGCAAACAUGAAGUCACAGAUCAAAUCGCGGACGUCCGAUUACUGCUGGCACCCCUCGCACUAGAAGAUGUGAAGACAGUCCGAUGCCUAGGCCUUAACUAUGCGCUACACGCUAAGGAGGCCGGUCUACCGUUACCCAAAUACCCAGUUCUAUUCUUCAAGCCUGUCACCUCUCUAUCUGGGCCCACGGACCCCAUUCCCGUGCACCCGAUAGCGCAAGAAGAGGAGGGCUUAGAUUACGAGUGUGAGCUUGUCGUCAUAAUCGGCAAGGAGGCUAGGGACGUCUCGGAGGCAGAUGCGCUUAACUACGUGCUCGGCUACGCCAUCGGCAACGAUGUAUCUCACCGUGACUGGCAAGUCGCCCGUGGUGGUGGUCAGUGGUCGCUAGGCAAGGGUUUCGAUGGCUGGGCACCGUAUGGACCGGGUAUCGUGACGAGCAACCUCAUCAAGGACCCUCAGACGCUGAAGAUCAGCACCAGGUUAAACGGACAGACUGUACAGGAGAGCAACACGGCGGACCAGAUCUUCAACGUUAGGCAAACCAUCUCAUUUUUGAGCAGGGGUCACACUCUGCUCCCUGGCGAUCUGAUCUGGACGGGAACACCGUCCGGUGUCGGUAUGGGCCGCACCCCGAAGUUGUGGAUGAAGGAUGGCGAUCUUGUCGAGGUCGAGCUUGAGAACGUCGGUGUUGUGACUAAUAAGGUUGAGUUCCUUAAGGAGGGGGAAUCCGCCAAGCUAUAGCUUGGUAGAUGUGCUUGUUAGGUGAAAAUCAGGGGUGAUUUGUACGGCUACUGGGUAGAUUAAACAAGUACCUAAGAUAAACCAGUGCAAGUUCUAAUGACAUAUUUGCUGUCUGUUGAAUACAAUUGAAAUUCUACAUGAAAAUGACAUAUUUCAC